Rubroshorea leprosula is the source of this 2437-nucleotide messenger RNA. NCBI's taxonomy places the organism in Eukaryota, Viridiplantae, Streptophyta, Magnoliopsida, Malvales, Dipterocarpaceae. The record is from the annotation of a GenBank genome assembly.
UUCUUCCUUCUCUCUGCUAUAAAUAAAGUUCAAAUCUUUCUUUCAAAAAUUUUUUCCUCAGAUUCUUAUUUUCAAAUCCCACAAAAACCCACAAGAGACCUUCUGUCAUUGACCCAAAAUCUCUGAUGGGCGGAAGCAAACGCAAGAGAGGACGCAAACCCAAGAACCACAAUCCUCCAGAAACCCUAGAUUCUCCUUCUACCGCUGCCUCGCUGGACGACGUCUUCUCCGUCAGUAAUGUUGAUAUUAUCAAUCCGACCGCCGCCGCCACCCAGAACCAUGCUGAAAAUGGGCCUCGCGGCCGUACCAAGAAGUCUAAGCCCCCUGAGAACUCCGAAAAGACCCAGCCGUCGUUACCCCCACAACCCCCGCCGAUCGUCCCUCCGGCACGCCGCCUUUCCCGGCCCGUAGAGAAUGGUGUUAUUGUUGGAGGGGGCGGGGGAGGAGGAGAAUUUGCUGUGGUUAGUGGGGAUUCGAUUAUGGGGGCCGGUGGGAUGAGGGUGGUGCCUGCGAUGGAUGCAGUGGUCAAGGUGUUUUGCGUACAUACAGAGCCGAAUUUCUCGCUGCCGUGGCAGAGGAAGAGGCAGUACAGUUCGAAUAGUAGUGGUUUCGUGAUUGGAGGGAGGAGGGUCUUGACUAACGCGCAUUCCGUGGAGCAUUACACGCAGGUUAAAGUCAAGAAGCGUGGCUCUGAUACAAAAUACUUGGCUACGGUGCUAGCUAUUGGCACUGAGUGUGACAUUGCGAUGCUCACAGUUGAUGAUGAUGAGUUCUGGGAAGGGGUCUCUCCGGUGGAGUUUGGAGAAUUGCCUGCACUUCAAGAUGCUGUUACAGUUGUGGGUUACCCAAUAGGGGGAGACACCAUUUCUGUGACAAGUGGAGUUGUAUCACGAAUAGAGAUCCUGUCUUAUGUUCAUGGCUCCACAGAGCUUCUGGGAUUGCAGAUAGAUGCUGCUAUAAACUCUGGAAAUUCUGGUGGUCCUGCCUUUAAUGAUAAAGGCAAUUGUGUGGGUAUUGCAUUUCAGUCGCUCAAACAUGAAGAUGUAGAAAAUAUAGGGUAUGUAAUACCAACCCCAGUUAUCCAGCACUUCAUCCAAGAUUAUGAAAAGAGUGGAGCAUAUACAGGAUUCCCAGUUCUUGGGAUUGAGUGGCAGAAAAUGGAAAAUCCUGAUUUGCGUGUGUCAAUGGGUAUGAAAGCUGAUCAGAAAGGUGUUCGUAUCAGAAGGGUUGAUCCCACCUCUCCAGAAUCUGAGGUAUUGAAGCCAUCAGAUGUUAUUCUCAGUUUUGAUGGGGUUGACAUUGCCAAUGAUGGGACAGUUCCUUUCCGGCAUGGCGAACGGAUCGGUUUUAGUUACCUUGUCUCACAAAAAUAUACUGGGGAUAAUUCAACAAUUAGAGUUCUCCGCAAUUCUGAGGUUCUCAACUUCAAUAUUAAACUUACGUCUCACAGAAGGCUUAUUCCAUCCCACAACAGGGGCAGACCUCCUUCAUAUUAUAUUAUUGCAGGAUUUGUUUUUACUACCGUAUCUGUUCCUUAUCUUCGUUCUGAGUAUGGGAAGGAAUAUGAAUUUGAAGCCCCAGUAAAGCUUUUGGACAAACUCUUGCAUUCAAUGCCACAAUCACCUGAUGAACAGCUUGUUGUGGUAUCUCAGGUGCUUGUUGCAGAUAUCAAUAUUGGAUAUGAGGACAUUGUUAACACUCAGGUUGUUGCAUUUAAUGGUAAGCCAGUGAAGAAUUUGAAGAGCUUGGCUGAAAUGGUAGAGAACUGUGAUGAUGAAUUUUUGAAAUUUGAUUUGGAGUAUGAUCAGAUAGUCGUUCUGAGGACUGAGACUGCCAAAGCAGCUACUCGAGAUAUUCUUGCUACUCAUUGCAUUCCAUCAGCAAUGUCUGAUGACCUCAAGACAGAUUGAGAGAUAGGGCAAUCAUUUUACCAUCGCUUGUGGAUAGAGACUCGAGUGGAUCCUUAAGGUCACAGCUUAGUAGUUGUGUUUCUAAAUUCUAGCUCCUUAGAUGUAUUCCUUUUUGUGUCUGGAAUAGUGGACUAUUUACAGAGAGAUGAGGUCCUUCAUAUAGGGAUGCAUUACUAUUUUCUCAUUUCCUAUAUGAAGGGAGGCAUUCAGGGUUUAACACGCAGUUGUGAUUGUUAACUUCUCUCUCAUUAUCCCCUUCAUGAGCUUUGUAAAGAUGGAUCAGAGCUUGAGGCGUAAAGCACUCCAUCGUCUAAGACUUUAGUUGAAUUCACAUUUAUAUGCAUCAAAUGUCAGUCUUUUGAAGAUUUUUCUCCGAUGUCUUGGACCUCUUGGUGAGGGGAAAGAAAAAACUAAAAGUGCGUAUUGUAAUUGGCUAGGUGAUCUCUCGAGAAUAACUCUUGUUUUCUCUUCUUGGUCAAGUCAGAUACUCUUAUUGGAUAAAUCUGAAAUAACACUGCCUGACAUUU